Messenger RNA from Balearica regulorum gibbericeps (East African grey crowned-crane), 2217 nucleotides. The record is from RefSeq and is a predicted model, not a curated record. Lineage: Eukaryota; Metazoa; Chordata; Aves; Gruiformes; Gruidae.
AUGUGCCGCCAGGCGGGGUGCGGGCAGUGCGUGUCUGAGGAGCACCAAGGCAUCUUCCACUCCGUCAACCUCAUAGACACUGUGUACCAGGAGGAAAAAUUAACCUUCUUCAGCAGUCUGAAAAAAAUGAGAAUAAUAAAUGAGAAGCUGAUGAAUGAAAUCUCAAAUCAACCGAAUGAUAUGGAUAUGGUGCUGAACAAUGAUGCAGAGAUAAUUGCACUGGAAUUUGGAGAAAUUUUCAAAACUCUGGAAAUGAAGAAACGGCAAUUGCUAGAAGAUGUUGAAAAUCAAAGAAGUAAAAAAGAGAAAGAAUAUCAGAUUUGGAAAAAAAUGAAGGAAACUCACAAGAAGACCAUUGAGAAUUUUUUGAAGGAUUGUGAAAAGCUUGUCCAUGAGUGUGAUCCUCAGCGUUUCCUGGAGGUGGCCUGUGGCUUGAAUACAAGAAUGAAAACUCAGCUUGACCUGAUGAAUAUAGCAUCCAGCUAUGAAAAACCACCAGAGUAUACUCAAAAGAAGAUGGAUAUCAAACCUGUGGUUAAUGAAAUCUUGGCUUUGAAGUUAAUGCCUGUUAACGUAGGCAUUGUUAAAGAUCUACCUUCAGGAGGAAACAAGAACUCAGCAAAAAAUACUCUAUUUAAAAAUAACACAAAGCAAUGGGAGGACCAGAAGAAUAUACCCAACACAUUUCUUCCUGUAGCAGGACAGGAGGAAGCACUAGCAGACGGUAGCAGGAUCUGUACUCGCUUAAUGUCAAUAUCGGAAAUGUCAGCGUUUCAAAACAUGAGUCAUGAGGAGUUACGUUACAAAUACUAUAUGGAACAUCAGAAGCUCUCCACUGAGUUCAAGACACAAGCUUUACCUGCAAAUAAAAAGUAUAAAUUUGUAGUUGCUGAGGCAUUGAAGGAUAGGUCCUCAGAAACUCCUUUUGCAUCUUCACUUACCAAAGCAAAUGACACAGAUAAAGUAAAAAUGGGAACCCUGCGAAGAGCAGAUGGCUUUGAGAGAAGCUUUUCUGGAACCAAUGUUUCUGCAGAGAAACUUUCUGCUUCACCUUUUGCUUUCAGUGCAUGUAACAGCUCAUUACCCAGACUUAUUAAAGAUGCAGGUACAUCUUCCUUUAAAAAGAAAGACAGGAAAUACGUUUUACCUCAGUUUUAUCUGGGAAAAUGUGAUCAUGUGGAUAAAACUGAUAACCAGGAUGAAAACAAACUUAGAAAACAUGAUCCUGUAACAAAACCCACAGUUUCUGAUGCUUCAACCAGUCCUAAUUCAGACUUGGCAGAAAGUAAGAAGCCAAAUUUUUCAUUUCCCUUUGGCAGUUCAGAAGGAGAUUGUUUUGCAGGAUCGGGAGUCAGCAAUUCAUUUAAGGUUUUACCAUUACCUUCACCUUUUAGCCAAUCUGAGAAGCCAUCAGACAAAAAUACAUCAUCUCACAUGACAGAAAAAACACUUUCUGCAAAGGAAACUACAGAAUAUGACACACAGAAACCACCUGUCUCACAGGAACAAAAAGCUAGUGCCUCAGAAUCCAUCACAGCUGUAGCUUGCAGCACUUCAGAAACCAACACUGCAGCUGGGGUGAAUGAUGUCUCUCAGUCCCCCCUGCUCCCUAGUAAUUGUGUAUUUUCCUUCAAAAAUAACUGUUUUCAAUUGCCUUCACCAGUAUUUUCAUUUGGAAGUAUUGUCAGAAAUACCUCUGAUUUGCUGAGUUCUCCCAUGUUUUUGUCCGGAAAUGGUACUGAAAAAAUGGAAAAAGAGACAAUGAAAUCUCUAGAUUUAGAGGUGUUUCAUCAGGAGAAGUCUGCAUCUUCAGAGUGUGCAGAGCCUGCUUCUAGACAUAGUCAUCCAAAGUGUGAAGGUUCUUUCUUUGCCAUGAACUCACCUAAGAAAACAGAAAGUGCAGAAGUGCUUGCUGAUAGUAAUUCUUCCUGUAGUCAGCCUUUAUUCAGUUCAGUUGUCCUUCCUGUUAAAUAUGAGAAUGCCUCUUCCACUCAACCUAUUAUUACAGCAGCAAACCAACAAACAGAGGUAAAAGACGAAGAAAGUGAAACUGUUGCUGAAAAUAACUCUUCCUGUCCUGGGAGGGAAGAUGAACCCAAAUCUGUAUCGUUUCAGAACACAGCUUGUUCUGUUCCUGGCACGUGCAAUGAUCCAUCAUUAGGAGGUUCUGUGCUUACAGUAUGCCGAGUGACAGUGAUUCUGACACUGAAGAGCUGA